CUCUUAUGUGGUUUGAUAAGACCAUGCUGUCAUAUACACACUGGCGAGCAGGAAGACCAACUAUAAAAAGUGGCAAGUUUUUGGCUGGUUUAAGUACUGAUGGCUUCUGGGAUGUUCUAACCUUUAAUGCUCUCCAAGACACACUUUUUUUUCACCAGCAGAGCAUUCUUGCUUGUAAAAUUGAAAUGGUUGACUACAAAGAAGAAUAUAAUACCACACUGCCGCAGUUUAUUCCAUAUAAAGAUGGCACUUAUAAUGUUAUUCAAAAAAGGGUAACGUGGUAUGAAGCAUUAAACACAUGUUCUCAAAGUGGAGGUCACUUGGCAAGUGUUCACGACCAAAAUGGCCAGCUCUUUCUGGAAGAUAUUGUAAAACGUGAUGGAUUCCCACUAUGGGUUGGGCUCUCAAGUCAUGACGGAAGUGAAUCAAGUUUUGAAUGGUCUGAUGGCAGUACAUUUGACUACAUCCCAUGGGGAGGCCAAAAAUCUCCUGGAAAUUGUGUUGUGUUGGACCCAAAAGGAACUUGGAAACAUGAAAAAUGCAACUCUGUAAAGGAUGGUGCUAUUUGUUAUAAACCAAUACAAU
This is a messenger RNA of Carlito syrichta (Philippine tarsier), 585 nucleotides long. Its product is annotated as lymphocyte antigen 75-like. The annotation marks the transcript as partial. Lineage: Eukaryota; Metazoa; Chordata; Mammalia; Primates; Tarsiidae. The transcript is spliced from 3 exons. The record is from RefSeq and is a predicted model, not a curated record. Gene Ontology annotation, molecular function: signaling receptor activity.